Molecule: messenger RNA, 3340 nt
Organism: Melozone crissalis (California towhee)
Lineage: Eukaryota; Metazoa; Chordata; Aves; Passeriformes; Passerellidae
Gene: STXBP3
Product: syntaxin binding protein 3
Exons: 19
Coding region: 30-1814 (594 amino acids)
Biological process (GO): intracellular protein transport; vesicle-mediated transport; neurotransmitter secretion
Cellular component (GO): secretory granule; plasma membrane
Molecular function (GO): syntaxin binding
Source: RefSeq, a predicted model, not a curated record
CAGUGCUGCCAGGCGGGGCUGGCAGCAAGAUGGCGCCGGCGGUGCGGGGGCUGAAGAGCUUCGUGUGGCAGAAGCUGAAAUCAGCAGUAUUUGAUGACUUCACCAAAGAGGAAGAAUGGAAGGUAAUGCUCUUAGAUGAUUACACUACUAAAUUACUGUCACUGUGCUGCAAAAUGACUGAUCUGCUGGCAGAGGGUGUCACAGUGGUGGAGAAUGUAUAUAAAACCCGUGAGCCUGUCCCACACAUGAAGGCAAUAUAUUUAAUAACUCCCACCAAAAAGUCUGUAGAUGGACUGAUUGAUGACUUCAUCAAUAAAUCAUCCAGCAGAUACAAAGCAGCAUACGUGUAUUUCACUGACUUUUGUCCCGACAGCCUCUUCAAUAAAAUUAAGGCUUCAUGUGCCAAAUCAAUAAAGAAAUGCAAGGAGAUCAACAUUUCAUUCUUCCCUUAUGAAUCUCAGGUGUUUACUCUCAACAUCCCAGAUGCCUUCUACCGCUGCUACAGUCCCACUCUGGAAAAGACAAAGGAGAAAGAUGCUGUACUGCAAGUCAUGGCUGAACAAAUUGUUACCUUGUGUGCCACACUAGAUGAGAAUCCAGGAGUCCGAUAUAAAAGUGGACCAUCUGAUAGAGCCAGCAAACUUGCACAGCUUGUUGAAAAAAGUCUUGAAAACUACUACAGAACAGAUGAGAGAAGCCAAAUAAAGGCUAAAACCCACUCCCAACUAAUAAUAAUUGAUCGUGGUUUUGACCCAGUAUCAACUGUACUCCAUGAGCUCACCUUCCAGGCAAUGGCAUAUGAUCUGCUACCCAUUGAAAAUGAUACUUACAAAUACAAAACAGAAGGCUCUGGUGGGAAGGAAAAGGAGGCGAUUUUGGAGGAAGAUGAUGACCUGUGGGUGAAGAUGCGGCACAAGCAUAUUGCAGAUGUGAUCGAGGAAAUACCAAAACUUUUGAAAGACGCUUCAUCAAAAACAAAAGCAACAGAAGGAAAAUUAUCCAUAUCUGCUCUGUCCCAGUUAAUGAAGAAGAUGCCACUCUAUCGUAAAGAGAUUAGUAAGCAAGUUGUUCAUCUUAGCAUAGCAGAAGAUUGCAUGAGCAAGUUCAAAUCUAACAUAGAAAGGCUCUGUAAAACUGAGCAGGACUUGGCUCUUGGAACUGAUGCAGAAGGUGAAAAAGUAAAAGACUCUAUGAGGGUCCUCCUUCCAGUUCUGCUCAACAAAAGUCAUGACAGCUCUGACAAAAUCAGAGCUAUUCUCCUGUAUAUCUUUAGCACAAAUGGAACUACCCAGGAGAACUUGGACAAGCUGAUCCAGAAUGUACACAUAGAAAGUGAUAGUGAUAUGAUAAGAAAUUGGAAAUACCUUGAUGUUCCUGUUAUCUCUUCAUUUGUUGCUCAGCAGCAUAAAUACAUAAGAAGGGACCGUUCUAAAGAAGAAACCUUUCAGCUGUCUAGGUGGACACCUGUUAUCAAAGAUGUUAUGGAGGAUGCUAUAGAAAACAAAUUAGAUUCAAAAGACUGGCCUUAUUGUUCCCGCUGCCCUCCCACCUGGAAUGGUUCAGGAGCAGUAAGCGCCCGCCAGAAGCCCCGAGCGAGUCAGAGGGAGGAGCGCAGGAGCAGCGCCAGGCUGAUCGUGUUUGUCAUUGGCGGCAUCACCUACUCGGAGACGCGCUGCGCCUACCAGGUGUCCGAGGCCUACACGUCCUGUGAAGUUGUCAUUGGUUCUACUCAUAUUUUGACACCUAGAAAACUACUAGAGGAUGUGAAGAGUCUUAGUAAACCCAAGGAUAUGGUCUGGAUGAAGGAUGAAUAGAUAUGGUGAUGUUUGUGAUGCAUUAAAAACACAAACAGUAUGUACAUAUUCUAAUGGAACUGACUUUUCCAAAUACUGCACUUCAAUACUACAUGUUUCCUAAUGGAGGUCAUGUUAUAAUUUAAAUUUGCUGCUUUUGGGGGAGUAGAAGGCAGAGAGAUGAGAAGAUAAACACGUGUGUUUCUUAGGUUCUGUUUAGUAUUACACUGCAAGUACUUUUUCACAAGGGCAUGUUUGUUCCUAACUAAUUAUGCUAAAAAGUAUUGUAAUUAUAUAUAAACUGGAAUUGUCUUUGAGAACUGUGAAAACUUUCCAUAAUGGCAUUUAUUUCUAAAGAUGACUGAAUUAAAAAGGGCCUGGGCUCUUGGGUAGGGAUUUCAAGAGAAAACUUGUAAAUAUGGGUUUAUGGUAAAAAUGUUUAAUACAAGUUCAGUGUCAUAAGUGUAAUGUUUUCUGUAAAAAUAACUUGCUGAAAAUUCUUUAAAUAUGUAUAAUUGUGAAAAAUCUAAAGGCUUUUUAGAUGAUGCUGGGUAAGGUAGAUUGUUAAUCACAGAAUUAUUGAGCAGUUCCAAUCACAGUAAACAACUUUGGAGAAAUGCUGUCAACUGUGCACUGAAGUACACUUUAUAUUUAAGUAUAUACAGAAAUUAUUACUGAAGCUUUUUAAAAAUUCAGUUUCUUAGCAAAUUCCUUAUGAUUGUCUACAUAGUCUGUCUUGUUUCAGAAGUUGAAUUGCCUGUGAUACAGAAAUUCCAAAAUGAAGCAUGUCUCUCUGAGGAAGUGGAGGCAUGGGGAAAGGACUGGACAAAAAGGGAAGCAGCUCAGUCUUUCAAAGAGUUUGGUAACUUGGAAAAGAAAAGCACAAAGCACACAAAAUGACAAAACCUGAUGCACUCAAAAGAAUUGACUUUUUAAAAGUUGUGUUACAUACUAAGAAAUAUUUAAAUUUGCAUUGAAGAGAAUAAAAAACCAAAUUGUAUGAAUUCUGUAAUACUGGUAAUGUUUAGAUUUCUCUUUAAAAAUUAUUUAAUUAAAAUUACUGAACUUUUAACUGGAUGUUGUAUUUAUGUGCCUUGAAAUGUUAGAUUGUUGUAUGUAGAGUCCAAGAGAAAUGUUAUAAUGAAAAAUAAUAGAUUGCUUGUGUCCUUAUAUUUACCUUUUCCCAAUAAUGAGUAUUUAUUCUUUUUUUGUGAUUUUGAGUUUUUUCCCUUUAUUUUUCCUCUCAGGUUAAUCAAUACUUUAAGAGAACAUAUUUGUUAGAUGAGUUCAUUCAGAGUUAAUUAAAAGGAGGAAAAAGGUCAAGUUCUCAGAGAGGAAUGAAAGGGGAGUACAUGACAUAAUGAUUCUAAAAUGUUGCAGGACAUGGGAUGUGAUGAGAGUAAGUGUCUGUAGCUUUCAAAUUUGGAAUUGAAUCUACACUGAAUUUUUUUUCAACAGGACUACAGAAGCAACACUUUUAAAUCAACUGGUUCACCAAAUAGAAUGGGGACUAAACACUAAACUAAAAGCAAAACCAGGGAUAAUAA